Messenger RNA from Staurois parvus, 476 nucleotides. The record is from the annotation of a GenBank genome assembly. NCBI's taxonomy places the organism in Eukaryota, Metazoa, Chordata, Amphibia, Anura, Ranidae.
AUGGGCCCCUGUACCGCCUCCUCAUGCUGCUGCCAGGCCCGUAAUCUGCCAUGGGCCCCCGUACCGACUCCUCAUGCUGCUGCCAGGCCCGUAAUCUGUCAUGGGCCCCUGUACCGCCUCCUCAUGCUGCUGCCAGGUCCAGAGUGUCUCAUGGGUCCCUGUACGGCCUCCCAUUCCUGCUGUCUCCAUCGCCACACACUCUGCCAUGUGCCACUUUCAGGUCUCCUCACACUGCUGGUGGGUUCCAUUUUGUCAUAGGGUGCUGUAUGGCCUCCCAUUGCUGCUGCCUCCACCGCCACACUCUGGCUCCACACUCUGGUUUUGGCCCCGUGACUGCCCAAAUGAGUGAAGUGUGCGGUGAUUCUAAGAUCGACGGCACUCAUCUGCAUGUCAUACUGACUGACAGUAUUAUUUCUCUUCCCCAGCAGACUCCAAGGGCAUUUAAAUUAAAGGUACAGUGUUCUGCACUAAUAUAA